This is a messenger RNA of Bufo bufo (common toad), 1823 nucleotides long. RefSeq names its product N-acetyltransferase 9 (putative) (gene NAT9). Gene Ontology annotation, molecular function: N-acetyltransferase activity. Gene Ontology annotation, biological process: protein acetylation. Bases 115 to 741 code for a protein of 208 amino acids. The transcript is spliced from 7 exons. The record is from RefSeq and is a predicted model, not a curated record. Lineage: Eukaryota; Metazoa; Chordata; Amphibia; Anura; Bufonidae.
UUAGCCGGGAGGGGGCGGGGUUUGAUGGAAAGGCGGUGAGGUGGUGAUUGCGCUGUGUUUCGCUGACGUCACCACCGUGUCGUAGUGACGUCGUCCUUGUGCCCUGCAGGAGCCAUGCGUGUGAACGAGGACACGGUGCUGAGGGGGCACAGGGUGCUGCUGGUGCCGUACGAGCCUCACCAUGUGCCCAGGUAUCAUGAAUGGAUGAAGUCAGAAGAGCUGCAGAAACUGACCGCCUCCGAGCCGCUGACCCUGGAGCAGGAAUAUGACAUGCAGCGCAGCUGGAGGGAGGAUAAUGACAAGUGCACCUUCAUCAUACUGGAUAGAGAACGGUGGGAUCAAGGACGUCCAGAAGAUCAGUGUAUGGUGGGAGAUGUCAACCUCUUCAUGGUCGAUCCUGAAAACCCCUCAUUGGCAGAGAUGGAGAUCAUGAUUGCAGAGCCCACGUUCCGUGGCAGAGGGUUUGGUGAAGAGUCUGCGCGCCUCAUGUUGUACUAUGGUGCUACGACUCUGGGGAUCUCUACGUUUCAGGCUAAAAUCGGACAGGAGAACGUAACAAGUGUGCGGUUAUUUAAUAGAUUGCACUUCAAGGAGGUGUCCUAUAGCUCAGUAUUUCAGGAGAUGACCCUGCACUGGGAGGUGACAGAGACAGAAAGGCAAUGGCUCCUGGAUUCAGUUCAUGUAACAGUGGAAUCUUAUAGGGAAAUGGAACAGAAGCGAGAAGUGAAUGUGCAUGAUUAGGGGCACAGCCUGCGGGGCAGAAGGGCUGCUAUUGGGCGAAAGCACCAUUCCGAGAAUACGGGGUAAUUGCCUGAAGAUACGUACAGGCACCAGGCAAGGUUAAAAGCACCUUGUUUCCCUCAGUAGGAAUGUACAAUGAGCUAUCUAAUACAUUUGGGUAAUAAGUCGGUUCACAAGAUGUGGCCCCUGCUGUUAGGAAAAUGAAUAGAUGGAGGUGCAGUUGUGUUGCUGAACCUAUUCAUAGUCGGAACAGUCUGGAUGCUGCCUUAUAAAGCUUCUUCAUAGGAGAAGGAAUGGACACCUCGAUAAAGAAACCUUGUAAAUGGAAGAAUUUAUGAAGAUGACGUAAACUUACAUCUGUGACCCAUUUCUUUCACUGUUUACAGGGGAUUUAUCUCACCUUUGUAGUUUUCGGUGAGGUGGCCCUUUGUUCCUUUGCCUUGCAAUCAAGGAGGAUUACAGAAAUCUGUAAGUACUUGUACCUCACGGUACGACAGUCACUGCACAUGUGCAACCACCUCUCUGCUGGCGCACAGACCACUGUGUUGCCACAAAACAUCCAAACCACGUCUCCACCAAAGAUACGGAUCGGGACCUUCUCAACAUGAGGACUUGCCACGACUGGUUUGGCACAUCAUGGAUCCUCACCAGACCCAACCACCGAUACAGUUUUAUGACUUACAGCAGUACAAAAAUGUAACAUUUGUGAAUUUUGUAGUUAUUUGGAAUGAGCAGGAAGAGGCUAUCCUGUCCAAAAUUGAUUAUAGUAAUAUAUCUGUGUAGCUUUGGACCAUAAGACCUUGCACAGCGAUCAGUGAUGGGAGGGAUCCUGCUCGUAAAUAAAGUGAUGUACUUUUGUGUCUAGACAGUUUAAGGUCACAAGAUGUUCUUGAAAACAAUUCAUGGAUGACACGGCCAGACGUCCGUAUCGCCUAGAAGAUAUAAUGCAACAACAAAGCUAAGGGCUGGAUUAGACCUAGCAAUAGUUGGGCAGAUCAUCGCUAGGAACACUCGUUAGCGAUCUGUGUAAUAGUGCCGCCGAUUACCCGAUGAACGAGCAUCAGGCAAUAGCAAUCUUUAAG